UUGGAUAUUGGAUAUUGAACUGUAUGUAACUCACUAGCCACACGCAUCUGUGUGCACCACAUAGAGUCCAUCCCACUUAAUGUAACGCACCAACCUCAGAGGUUACUCGUAGCCUUAGCAAACGCAGGUACCGCUAACCCUUAGGAUAGUGAUUUCCCAUCAGAGGGAGAUACGUAACACGUUUGAAACUUCACGCUACCAACUCCUUGUUCUGAUUGUUGGUUUGUCCUAAUCGCGCAUUUGUGUUAUUUCUGAUUGCUGUCGAUUACUUCCCUUACUUAAGUGAACUUUAUGUAUCUACUGAGUCGUCGCCUCACUUUUUCUCUUUUUUUUCAAUUCCAGAUAAUCUCAUAUGCUGCUCCUCAAACCUUCAUCACACAAAGUACCCACAGGCUAGAUACAAACUUACCAAAAGCUGGACAUUACAACUAUCUGUAGUCUUCGUUUCAGUCAGGGGUUGACUUUAUUUGGUGCUCGUUUCACGAGCUUAUUGUCAUGGGCUCUCUUUUCGAAGCAAUAGACGACUAUGUCGUUAUUUGUAUGUCACUUACAGCUGUCGUUUUUUUAACGAUUGCCUUUCGGUUUGUUUGGGGGUAUUUUCGAUUAUUCUCACGUCGUAGACGAAGUAUCCAGUUGUCGGCAGGAAUCAGAAAUAGAAGCAGUUCAGAUUAUGACUGCCCGAUAUGCAUGGAGUCCCCUUCUUUCCUAACCGAAACAAACUGUUCUCACCGUUUUUGUGCUGAUUGUUUUAUUCUACAUUGGAAGCGAACAAUAUAUUCUGGUGUUAUAUCCUGUCCAAUGUGUCGUGGACGAGUCUCAACAUUAACUAUGCUGUUCACUGAAGAAGAGUUGCAAGACUCAAGUACUAGACGAUCAAGAAUUGAAGCAGAUAUAAGAUUAUUCAAUCGUUGGCAUUCAGGUGAACCAAUUUCAAUAAUUGAUCGUAUCAGAGACAUUCCGUUAUUCGUUUAUGGAUUUAUACAAUUAUUACUUAGUGGUGAAGGCACAGUCGCUCUAAUGCAAAUUCGUUUAGCUCUGUUGGGUUUCUGCGCUUUAUUUUAUUUGAUUACACCAUUUGAUUUUAUCCCGGAUAUUACCGGUUUCAUAGGAAUUUUAGAUGAUAUGAUAGUUAUAUGCAUAUUUAUCAUACAUUUCGUUUCUGUGUAUCAGACAAUUUCUUCAAGACAAAGAUUUAAUAGCCGAUAAUUCUCACUCUUUUCAAAUCUGUAGAUCGCAGGGUGGGGAUUAUUGUCUGUAUUAGUAACAAAGUAUAGAUUUGAACUUGGAAAAUUCAACUGUGUAAUUAAACUUAUAUAAUUAUAUGUAUAUGUAAUCAUAACGGGAACUUCCUAUAAAGAAACCAUAUAAACUAAUGAUUUCACUUGGUGUGUACAUUUAAUUUCUGUCGUUCACAUUCAUAUUCCUAAUAGAUAUUCUGCAAACGUGAUUCCUUCUAGUUUUAAUAUUUCAUGUGUGGAUUUCAGAAAUCUUCUAAUUAAUAUCAAGCAUCAAAAUGUAGUUGUGGAACUUUAUUAAAACAAAUAAAAUAAUCUGUAU
Messenger RNA from Schistosoma turkestanicum, 1557 nucleotides. The record is from the annotation of a GenBank genome assembly. NCBI's taxonomy places the organism in Eukaryota, Metazoa, Platyhelminthes, Trematoda, Strigeidida, Schistosomatidae.